GGUGGUAAGAAGACCCGUAGCCUGCUCGACCUCAACCACACCUCGGCGGCGGCGCCGCGGCCGCGGCCCGAGCACGCCCUCCACGUACCCCAGUCGCCCGUCGGCGCUACGCACAGGAGCCCCCGCGACGACGUCGCCUCCGCCGCAACGUCCGCCAUCCACCAGCGGCCUCACAAGUCCAUGGAGUUCCUCCUCGACAAGGAGAACCUGCAUUUCGUCAAGCCGCCGGAGAAUGAGUUGCAGAAAGUGGGCGAGCGCGUGCCGAGUGAGCACGAGCUUAGGGUGCAGCGAUCGUUGCAACGACUCAAUGUGCCCGACUGGUACAAGAAUUCACCCGCUGCCCGCGACGGCUUCCGGCUGAAGAGGCACUCCGACGCGUCGCAGCAUGGAGGAUGGCGCGCCCUCGGCUCCAAGACCACCUCCCUGUCGUCCCUCUCGUCGUCUUCCAAUCGACAGCCGACCACAGGUGUCCUUCUAAGUCCCAGUCCCACACCCCCCGUAUUCUCGAGAUGGAGUACCAGCUUGCUGAACAGCGCCGGCAGUUCACCCGCGAGUUCGGCCAGAUCGUCCUUCAAUCACCGGCAGCCCUACUUGGGCUGGCGUUCUCAGGAGCGAUUGACCAACCCGCGAACGCCGGCGGAACGUCUUGCUCAGGGUAUUCUUCCCCAACUGCAGGCCGCAAACAAGCAACAGCAACAGCAGCAGCAGCAACAGACAACGAAUCAGCAGCUGGAAGUACGGAACUCGAUAAAGGAGGUGACCUCGGCCAUCGUGCACUACGUACAGAGCGGCCAGGAGGUCGGCGGAGGCGGUGGCGGCCGACUCUCGCCUCGACCUCGACCUGAAGAUUGGGAUGACAGGGGCGGAGCGAGGUCUACCAGCCCCAGAGGGAGCGUGAGGCUGUGCUGGAUGGAGAGCUCGUUCGUCGGCACGCGGCCCGUGGACUCGCCGGAGACGCCUAUGAGCCUGGCGACCGACCAGGAGGCCGGCGACUGCUGCAACGCGGCUGGCACCGAGUCCUGCAGCUGCCAGGACUCGGCCGCAUCCGGUCUCUACCUGGACCUGACACCCAGCCGGGAUGACAUGCACCAUCAGCAUCUUCAGGCAUCCUCGGCCGGCCCGUCGCCCACGUCCUUCUCUAACUAUCAUCACCAUCAGCGUCACCAGCAUCGCCAGCAACAACAGCAACAUCAUCACCGCGGAUCGGGCCAGAGCGAUACGGACGAGGCGAUGGCGACGGCAGCUCUUCUGCGGAACAAACCGAGCCCGGGCUCCACGACCCUGGAGGACGUACUUGACUCCCUCCUGGGGCUGCCACCCGCGUCGCGUACCCCGAGUCCUGGCCCGGGGGGACCCGUCGUGACCGCCACGUCCGCCAUCCGCCAUCGCCAUACGAACGCCGCCGUCGGCCAGGCGAAUGCCGGGCAGAGCUGCAGCGAUCUACGCCAAGACCUCCAAGAGGCGAGCCUAAGGGCGUGUAAAGCCCCUCACGGGGUCGUAGACACCCCAGAGUCCAAGGACGAGCUUGGCCGUGGUCGGCCACCGCAGCAGCCGCUCGCUGCUUAUCCUGCGUCGUCCUCGUCGUUGAUGCCGCGCGGUGGCGUCCAGCCGCGUCACCGUAGGGUGUCAUUCGACAAUGCCCAAGACUCCACUACUAACGGCAGCUCGGCUGGCAUGGACAAGGUAGUGCGGUGCCGUAAUAACAAGUGCGGUAACUCGACCACCCUGGCAGAAGCGAGGAGGACCUAUAAGAGCUGCCACAACUGCACCUGCCUAUACUGUUCGCGCGAAUGUCGAAGAGCUCACUGGCAACGUCAUCGCAGGACCUGCCUUCAUUCGCGAGCCGGCAGUCUCUGCCGCCAGGUACUGUCCUCGGCGAAAGAGGACUCGGCUACUCUGAAGCACAUCUCCGCCCUUGCCAGACGGGGCUAUGCCGGUCACGGUCGCGGCGCGGUCAAGUGCUUCUUCUCGAGCCCCGAAGCGGCCGAGCGUUUCGUCGGUAACGGCUUCGCCGAUCUUGGCGAGCCCACCUACGUGCGUUGGUCGGACUUACUCCCGGGCGAGAUGGGCGCCGAGCUCUACGCCGAAUUGAUGCGCCUCUGUAAGACAUAUAAUCCGGAAACGCGGCUAGUGCUCUACGUGGCGGUGUGCGUGGUCAGCGAAGUACCGACUAGCGGCGCGGUCAGGUGGGAACGACAACUGGUAUCCAGGUGUGCGAAGAUCAGACUCGACGGGGCGGCUAAACAGCAUGCUUCCUCCUCCUCGGCGUCUCCGCAGACCAGGAGGAGACUGUCACAACAAGCACCUGCGUCUCCCUGCAACAUCACUAGAGAGAUGGAUUCGCCUGAGACCUUAGUCUUGACAUCAUUACCCGGUAACAACGGUCAGAACACGCCACGAAAAGCGCGAGAGAUCAGCUUUACUAAUAUUCAACGGCAACUCAGGCUCAGGGGAGUCUCCUUGAGGAGACACUUUCCCCAGGUAUACCGGAAACUUUGUUCUUACGUGGAUGGCUCGGUGGACAAGUUCGCGCCUGUGACCAUCUAUCCCAGAGAUCAGGCGUCCGGUAAGAGCUUUAUGUGUAUCAUCAUGCUGGAUGCGGAGCCUGAACGUCUUCAACUAUUGCCCACGGACUCGUCCAGGGUGAGGACAGUGGACAUCAGCGUGGAACAAGAAUGAGAGCCAUGUUCGGGUAGAACGAGAUUCAAGAAUCGGGAUAGCUUAAAACACGUCGCUCAGGAUUUUCCUCAGGUUCGCGGAGAGACAGUCAGAAACGUCAUCGUAAACGGAUUUCUUCAAGAUGAAGACUACUGACGUCGGCCGAUGGCAGAGCAAGAACGAAGAUCACAUUUGAAGAAAUGAUCAAGAGAACCGCAGGAGAUCGCAAGGCAUUUGCUCAGAAUUUUUUUCAAGUUCUAGAGAAAAAGAUCGAAGAUGGCUACUGACGGAUGCCUUUAGAUUGAAGACGACUUCAUCAGUCAGUGGAGUAAACUCCGAUAAUGUAAAAGUUUAAAAAGUAUCCUAAUUUCGUCGGAUAUCUUUUGAAUGUUUAUAUUGUCUGUGUGAAAGAAUGUUUAGGUAGAAGAGUAUCUAGAUGAAAACGCCGACGAAAGUCCAGAUGGAUCUAGAAAGCUCAACAUUUGAGCUCACAAACUUGUACGAUUUCACACACACAGGACAUGCAUACAUACACAAAGACUUUUUCUAUCUUUCCUUCUAGAGAAAAAAGAAAUCGAAUGCAUGAAAAACGAAAAAGAUUACUCUGUUCAUAUCCAUCCUCUUUUUCGAUAUCUUAGCUAAGUAUCGCGAUCGAAGGCAAUCCACCGUUAUUUCAAACAUCCUCGAUUUGGUCGUUGCUGUAUGAGAGGUUUAUUAUAAUCGUUCGCCAGAAAUAAGUCUUAUUGAAGAAUUAUUAACGAUCCUUUCAAUCCAAAAUAUAUAUGAUCGAUAACUUCUAAAGAAUAUUUGAAGAAAAUUAAAUAAAUAUUUUCACGCGUUUAUUAAUAUAUCACAACGAUUUGAUAAACCAAGUAGAAUAGUCUAUAUAUAUAGUCAUGUUUCUUUAACGAUUCUUUUGAAGGGAUUGAAAGGAUCAGUGACGAUUUCAAGAUUCUCGGCGGAUGGAAUGGAAAGUAAGAUUUAAAGUACGUUGUUGUCUCUUCGUUCAACUUUGCAUUGUUUAAAUAUUUUAUCGUAUAUAUUAUAUGUAAAGAGGCGAGAAACAUUUUUCUCAGCGGAUAUAUUCACGAUCGAUCGCUACGAAAGUUUCGCUUAGAGUCCGACUUUAUCAGAGACGGAAUUAAAAUCGCGUGCAAUAUCGAGCCUCGAAAGGGAAUAUAUAUUUCAAGAGUUAUAUUGUAUAUUUUAAUUUGUUCAUGCAAAUGUCAUUAUAAUUACGACUAACCGCGGAAUGCCUGCCUUACUUAUCAGCAUGUAAAUAUAAUUCCUGUCGUUAUUAAUCAGAUUAAUUUAAUAAUACGAACGUAAUCACGAGAUUUUUUUUAUCCACAUUUCCCCCUUCUUUAUAUGGAAAAAAAAGAUGAACGCAUCUCGGAGAUGUCAUAUCGAAGAUUUUACCGCAAGUAUCGUCCAUAUCCAUGACAUCGUGCCAAAUAAGAAAAGCGUGAUAAAAGUAGCGAAAUGCAAACUUUCGGAUUUUGCCGCAGAACAUCGUCACAUUUUCGAUAUCAACCUCUAAUCUCGAGAGAACGCGCCACGCGUACAAUUUCGGUUAAAAACGGCGAAAAGUUUUCCUGCAGAUCAACGAAUCGCCAAUUUUAUUAAUAGUAAACGUAGCUUUAGGUCGAGUUGCGUCACAAGAAACGACAUUACGAAAGGCUGAUCUCUUUCCAGCGAAAAAAGGAGAACGGUGAUCGAUAAUGGUGCCAAUAAUAACGACAGACUUACAUCAUUACUUCGUAUAGCAAUAUAAAAACGUAUCGAAAGAAAAAGGAAACUUACAACCCGAAAUUACGCGAGUGUCGCAGCGUCAUCGAGUGACGAUUAAUCAAGCAAUCGACGAUGCUUCGGUGAUCAUAAUUUAAUAGAUAAUUAAUGGGGGAAGAAAUCGCUAACGAAGGAAGACGGAAGGGCGAUUUCCUACGCUAGUUGGUAGAAGUCGAUACCCAUUUUUAUCGAUGACAAUGCAAUUUUUAUCGACGACGAAACACGAUGGAAAGUAAAUGGAACCAAAAGAGGAUGCAUCGCAGUGCCAAUAAUAAAAUACCAUCAAUAUUUCUAUAAUCGACGAGGAAUACUCUAUUCGCUGUCGAGGAAUUAAAAGACGACAACUAAGUUCCGCAUACACCGAUCAUGAUGAUCCUUACGAUUAUUGAUUUCGAUUAACCGGAUUCUUUUGUAUGCAUAGCGAGAGCAUCGAGUUAUUAUCAACGUUCAAUCGAUCGUUAACAUCCGUUACAUUAUCAAGCUUGCGACCAAUGUUGAUCCCUCAUUUUACGUUUGUAUAUAGCGCUAUUAAAGGGAUAUAUACAUAUAGGAAGGAUAAAUUAGGGGUAAGAGAACGACUUUGCUAGCGAGAGGAGAUUAAAGAAAUCGAUCAAAAUUCGAAAGUAGGCGGCUUACAGAAGAUCAGUCCGUUACAUCCUCGAUAGUUCCUUUUCCUAUCUCUAUUACGCAAACGAUUACUUCAUUAUACAGACUGUAUAAUAAAGUGUAUUGAUUUCGACGCUUUGCGAUACAUCUUGUAUAAAUAUAUUUAUAUAUCCAUUCCGCUCUAGAAAUAUAUAAGGAUCAGCGAGGAUACAUCGGUCGGAAAAAAA
Molecule: messenger RNA, 5279 nt
Organism: Mycetomoellerius zeteki
Lineage: Eukaryota; Metazoa; Arthropoda; Insecta; Hymenoptera; Formicidae
Exons: 8
Coding region: 181-2679 (832 amino acids)
Biological process (GO): cell-cell junction organization
Cellular component (GO): plasma membrane; apical junction complex
Source: RefSeq, a predicted model, not a curated record